AUGUUAGAAUACAAGCUAUCCAAGAAUGUAGGAACAAAGAACGUAACAAAGAAUAAGAAUCAAUAUGUGUUUGGUUAUCCAUGUCAAGAUAAUCAAUAUGAUUGUAGUCCCUAUACAGUGUAUCUUAAACCAGGUUCAUAUCUUUUCGAAACAUGGGGCUCAAGAGGUGAUUUUCAAAAUUGGUCUGAAAACCCAUCGAUCCCUGGAUUUGGCGGAUAUACUUCAGGAAUGCUAACUAUAGAAAAUCCACUUAUUGUUUACCUAUAUAUAGGUUCAAUUUCUUUUUUCAAUUCGAUCUUGGAGUAUACAGGAAAACUGUACCUAUUUGGCGGCGGAUCAUCUGAUGUCCGUCUGUAUGCUAAUGAAUCAUUUGAUUGGUACAAUCCUCUCUCACUCCGUUCAAGAAUAAUGGUUUCAGGUGGCGGAGGAAGUGCAGAAUGGCAAGGGUCAGCAGGAGGUCAUGCCGGUGGACUUAUUGGUGGCACAGGACAAUCAGAUUGUUCAAUGGCAGGAUAUUCAUGUUCAGAAUCACGAUCCGGAGGUGGAACACAAACUUCAGGAGGAUCUGCUGCACCAACUGUUGUUUCUCCAACCAACAAGUUGUUGACUGGAUAUCCAGGAUUAUUUGGAAUGUCACAAUUAGACUAUAGUUCAAAUGAUAUGGGAGGAAUUGGAGGAAAUGGAUAUUAUAGUGGUGCAUCUGUGAAUUAUACAGGUUCUGGUGGUGGAGGAAGUUCUUUCAUCUCAGGAUAUGAAGGAUGUAUUGCUCUGAAUAGUUCGAUCGAUGAAACACCAAGUCCAACAAAUUCUCCAAUCCACUAUUCAGGCAUUUUCUUCACAAAUCCAAUCAUGAUCGAAGGCAAUAAGAACAUGCCUCUUUAUUAUAGUCCCACAUCACGUGGCAUUGGCAACAAAGGUCGAGGUGCCAUUCGCAUCACAAUUCUAUUAUCCAAAGCAUGUUCUUGUUAUAAUUAUUGUUUGUAUUCUCAAUUUCGAUAUAUUUUAUAUCUUGGAUUUAUUGAUUGCUUAUAA
This is a messenger RNA of Trichomonas vaginalis G3, 1032 nucleotides long. Its product is annotated as glycine-rich protein family. The record is from RefSeq and is a predicted model, not a curated record. The transcript has a single exon. Bases 1 to 1032 code for a protein of 343 amino acids. NCBI's taxonomy places the organism in Eukaryota, Parabasalia, Trichomonadida, Trichomonadidae.